ACCUGCUCGGGUUCCCGGACCCAUAGGGUUGCAACCUGUUCAUGACGUCAGGACCAGUUGUUUUGGUGCCUCUCUUUAAUCGGAGGCGUCACACUUCCACCGGAGCCGAAAUGGAUCCAUUCAUGCACCGCGUUGGUCCUCCCGUAGCCACGACGCCCCGUGUCGGGGACUCUCCGGUGCCCGACCGCUGCUGUUCAGAGCAGCACUGACAUGGAAACCCCAUUACAUCUGCACAACGAUUUCUAUCACGAGCCGCAACAGCAACGGCAGCAGCAACAGCAGCGGCAGCAGCACUACUGCAGGCGCGGGGAUCGCUCCACUAAGCAGUACGAGCGGGGCUGCACCUGCAGCCACUGUGCAGUAUAUGAUGCGAGGAGAGGCGACGUCGUCCGCGGGACAUCGCCGACCACCGGGGCGGCAACUUUGAGGACGCCCUCGGUCACGUCUUCCCGGCGAGGCGGUCAGUCCCAUAGCGUCUGCGAGCUCACUCCUGCUUCCAGCCAUGGUAGUUCAUCCAGACACCAUCCUCCUCCGCCGCCUCCUCCACCUCCUCCACCUCCUCCUCCUCCUCCUCCUCCCCCUCCUCAGCAGCAGCAGCGGGGCAGCCUGGGCAGCAGCCACGAAGAGAGUAACUCCUGUAACGCAAUGAGCAGCUGCAGAUACAACGGCGGCGUGAUGCGUCCGCUGAGCAACUUGAGCUCGUCCCGCAGAAACCUACACGAGUUCGAUUCCGAGUCCCAGCCUCUGCAGCCCAUUUCCACGGCGGAUGCGUCGGACACUCUAGCGUCUAAGCCUGACAACAACUCCACCACCCUGAUGCCGUACUCAUCGGGGGAAGGGGGUGGCGGCGGACACAGUGGCGGCAAAUCGGGGAAAAAGAAGAACCAGAACAUAGGGGAGAAGCUUGGGCACCGGAGGGCCCUGUUCGAGAAACGGAAGAGACUCAGCGACUACGCGCUGAUCUUCGGGAUGUUUGGGAUAGUUGUUAUGGUUAUAGAGACGGAGCUCUCAUGGGGAGCCUACGGGAAGGAGUCCUUGUACUCGUUGGCUCUGAAAUGCCUGAUAAGCCUUUCUACCAUCAUCCUGCUUGGGCUGAUCAUCAUCUACCACGCCAGAGAGAUCCAGCUGUUCAUGGUGGACAAUGCGGCGGACGACUGGCGCAUCGCCAUGACGUACGAGCGCAUCUUCUUCAUCUGCCUGGAGAUCCUGGUGUGUGCCAUCCACCCCAUCCCGGGGAACUACACCUUCACCUGGACGGCGCGGCUGGCCUUCACCUACAUGGCCUCCAAGACGGACGCCGACGUGGACAUCAUCCUCUCCAUCCCCAUGUUCCUGCGGCUGUACCUGAUCGCCCGCGUCAUGCUGCUGCACAGCAAGCUGUUCACGGACGCCUCGUCGCGCAGCAUCGGCGCGCUCAACAAGAUCAACUUCAACACGCGCUUCGUCAUGAAGACGCUCAUGACCAUCUGCCCCGGCACCGUGCUGCUGGUCUUCACCAUCUCACUGUGGAUCAUCGCCGCCUGGACCGUCAGGGCCUGCGAGAGAUACCACGACAACAUGGACAUAACCAGCAACUUUCUAGGAGCCAUGUGGUUGAUCUCCAUCACAUUCCUCACCAUCGGAUAUGGGGACAUGGUCCCCAACACGUACUGUGGCAAGGGAGUGUGCCUCCUCACAGGCAUCAUGGGGGCCGGCUGCACUGCCCUGGUGGUGGCUGUGGUGGCCAAGAAGCUGGAGUUAACCAAAGCUGAGAAGCACGUCCACAACUUCAUGAUGGACACACAGCUAACAAAAAGAGUGAAAAACACGGCGGCGAAUGUUCUCAGGGAGACGUGGCUGAUCUACAAGAACACCAAGCUGGUGCGGAAGAUGGACCACGCCCGGGUCCGCAAGCACCAGAGGAAGUUCCUGCAAGCCAUUCACCAAGCUCGGAAAUUAAGAAGUGUUAAAAUGGAGCAACGCAAGCUGAAUGACCAAGCAAACUCACUAGUGGACCUGGCCAAGACCCAGAACGUCAUGUACGACAUGAUAUCGGACCUGAACGAGCGCGGGGAGGACAUGGAGAAGAGGAUAGCGCUGCUGGAGGCCAAGCUGGAGACGUUGCUAGGCAACCUGCAGGCUCUGCCGGGGCUCAUCAGUCAGGUGAUCAGCCAGCAGCACAGAGACUUCCUGGAGGUGCAGCUGCAACCCUACGACAAACACAGCCCCGACCGCUCGCAGUCGGUGUCGCGGAGGCGCUCGUCCUCCACGGCCCCGCCCACCUCCUCUGAGAGCAGCUAAGGGUCCCGUGAAGAGGAAGAGGAGGAGGAGGAGGUGCAGCCGCAGGAGGUGUCGGAGGAGGGGCAGGAGGAGGAGGGGGGUGGGGGUCUCUUCCACUGCUGGAGACGUUUGCCAUCAUAUGGCCGAGUUGCAUUUAUCGUAAAGCCUUAUGGUUUCAGUAAGUUUUAUCCCAAAAAUUCUGAUGACAGAAUCAAGAGAUCGGAUUGUGAUGCACAUACGAUGCGUUCUCACAAUGGAUAACUUCAUGCUGUUAUUUAUUUUUUAUUACCUCAAAAGCAGAGUUGUUAUCCACUGGUGACUUGACCGCGAAUAAUGGCGCUGUCCUCAGUCAAAUAUCAACCUUUAUUUAAAAAAAGGAACCGAUGGGAAGACGACACAACUCCAUCUCUAUGCAGAGGUAUAGCCAGUUCUAGGUAGCGAGGUUACCACGUGUGAAAAUAUUGCACUAAAAUAGUGCUUUCCACAGACUCUUUUUUGUGCUUUUUUCUGGCUUGAAUCAGAUGCAGUGUUCCUCAAAGUAAACUGAGAAACCGGGCAGCCUGUUAGCCAGAGAGCUUCACAGUAACACUUCUCUUGAGGAAAAUAAAACGCUGGACUAACGUGACCACAAGAAGGCAGAAGACCAUCCUCCACUCUGCCACUCAGAGAAACCUUAUGAAGCUUGUAAUGAGGAUGGGGGGGAAAUGCAUAUAUCUUUUAGGUUAGAAUACAACACUAACCCCUACUAUAGCGGUCUUCCAUGUCAAGAGUGCCCCACUAGAAUGACUAUUUUUGGGGAGACAUUGCUAAACAAUUUAAUCCUCUAGUCAGAAUUAAUGCAUCGGAAUCUGUACUUGCACUUACUUUUUAAUCAAUGCACUUCAAUGCUGACUGACGUAUUAUUAUAAGGAUGCGUUGCUGAUGAAAAGACAAACAUUAGAGAUGUUUGGGCAUGGGUUUAUUAUCUUGUUUCUCCAGCUAAUGGCUGAUUGGUUGAAAGGGGUUGUUUCCAACGAGGAAGCAGUUCCUUGCCGGGGUCAACUGAAAUGCAAACCAACUCAAUGUAACGUGAAUGUCUUAGCCCCUGUCCUGUGCCAUCUAUGCUAACUGUCACCCCCUCAGCCGGGCAACAAUAUGCUGAGAAGUAUGUUACCAAAACCACAUCUACCUUUUAAGAAAAAAACAUAUUUUUAUAUUUUCAACGGGAGAAGCACACCUCUUGCAAGAACAGCAAAACCACGAGAUAAUGAGGGGUACAAAUGGACAGUGUCAGCAUAUAUUGCAUAUGUGUCAACAUAUCGGACAGGGGUUAAAAUAUGAUAAGGACAUCUAUUUGGUUCAUCUGACCUCAACAGCCUAAUCAUAUAAUGUGUCGUGUUUUAUUUCAGAUAUCAUUCAUAUCAAAUACAUCGGACUUCAUUGUUGGUAAAAAAAAAAAAAGUUGAAUGUAACGGUUUUAAGUUGAUAGUUUUGUGUGGCCUGUAAUUUUUAUCCUACCCAACAGCUAAGAAUGAUCCUGGUAAUAUACUGUAUCUUAAACCAAACUUCUGAAACUUCACAAGCUCGUCUAAACUCUCUCCAUGUCGACCCUUAAACAGUAUUUAGACAACAGUUGUUAAGAGCAUUUUAGUGAAUCACUUCUCUGGUGACGGUCACCUGUCCAGUCCAUUCUCCAACCAUGUUUUUAGCACAACCGACUCAUUAGGUUAACCAGUCAGUCAAAAACCAAAUACCACAAGGAUUAUAGAUGUUCAGUUCAGGAACUCCAGCAACAUAGAAACCAAUGAGAGGUUAUACUGUAUGCGAAUAAGAUAUUAAACAAUAAAAUAAUACUGUCUGGUGAA
Messenger RNA from Gadus morhua (Atlantic cod), 4103 nucleotides. RefSeq names its product potassium calcium-activated channel subfamily N member 2 (gene kcnn2). Gene Ontology annotation, cellular component: membrane. The record is from RefSeq and is a predicted model, not a curated record. Gene Ontology annotation, biological process: potassium ion transport. Gene Ontology annotation, molecular function: small conductance calcium-activated potassium channel activity; calmodulin binding. Bases 211 to 2280 code for a protein of 689 amino acids. Lineage: Eukaryota; Metazoa; Chordata; Actinopteri; Gadiformes; Gadidae. The transcript has 10 exons.